Messenger RNA from Topomyia yanbarensis, 2260 nucleotides. RefSeq names its product Golgi phosphoprotein 3 homolog sauron (gene sau). The coding region runs from base 210 to 1082 and encodes 290 amino acids. Gene Ontology annotation, molecular function: phosphatidylinositol-4-phosphate binding. Gene Ontology annotation, cellular component: trans-Golgi network; cytosol; Golgi cisterna. NCBI's taxonomy places the organism in Eukaryota, Metazoa, Arthropoda, Insecta, Diptera, Culicidae. Gene Ontology annotation, biological process: Golgi vesicle budding; retrograde vesicle-mediated transport, Golgi to endoplasmic reticulum; Golgi to plasma membrane protein transport. The transcript is spliced from 5 exons. The record is from RefSeq and is a predicted model, not a curated record.
UCAUUUCUGUCUCUGCAAUUUACAUUCCGCCAUGUUUUUUCUGUGAUUCGUGUCAAGUUGUUGAAAAAUUUCUCCGUGAAAACAGCUGAAAAUCAAGCGCUUCAACGCUAGUUUUUGUCGAUUUGUCCUGAAAAUUUGAUACACACAUAAAUACUUCAACAGUACGAUAUUUGCGAUAAACAACACUGCGGAAAAGUCAUUGCUACGCGAUGAAUCGGAGCGAGGGCCUUGUCCGACGUGUAAAAGCUCGUGACACCGAAUCGAAUAGUGGCGGUGGCUCAUCGACUAGCAAUAAUUUUGACCAAGAGGGCAAAAACGAUAUCGAAGAGGAGUUGGAUGAUUGCGAUUCGAAGGAAACGCGGCUCACCCUGAUGGAGGAAGUGCUGCUGCUCGGACUUAAAGAUAAGGAGGGCUACACAUCUUUCUGGAAUGACUGCAUAUCUAGUGGUUUGCGAGGAUGCAUCCUUAUAGAAUUGGGCCUUCGUGGCCGCGUCGAGCUUGAGCGAGCGGGUAUGCGACGGAAGGGAUUAUGCACGCGUAAAAUAAUCCUAAAAUCGGAUACACCCACCGGAGAUGUUCUGCUGGACGAAGCGUUGAAGCACAUCAAAGAAACCGAACCACCGGAAACCAUACAAAACUGGAUUGAAUAUCUGAGCGGCGAAACGUGGAACCCGCUCAAGCUGCGCUACCAGUUGAAGAACGUUCGAGAAAGGCUUGCCAAGAACCUAGUAGAGAAGGGUGUUCUUACAACAGAAAAACAAAACUUCCUCCUUUUCGACAUGACGACGCAUCCGUUGAACGACAACGUUAUCAAGUGUCGGCUAGUAAAAAAGAUCCAGGAUUCCGUGCUAACAAAAUGGGUAAACGAUCCACAGCGCAUCGAUAAGCGCAUGUUGGCGCUUAUUCUGCUGGCACACGCUAGUGAUGUAUUGGAGAAUGCGUUUGCCCCUCUGAACGACGAUGAUUACGAACUGGCGAUGCGACGCGUCCGAGAACUGCUUGACCUGGACUUUGAAGCAGAAGCAGCCAAAUCCAACAGUAAUGAAGUAAUCUGGGCGGUAUUUGCUGCGUUCACGAAAUAAAUUUGGUUUGGUUGGUGGUGGUUGCCGUGUAGUAGAGAAUGACACAAUAGAUAGCAUAACUAGGAAGACUACAGUUUCGGUUUGCAUCGAAGUCAAGAUACAAUGAAAGCAGCAACCUUUCCGAUUCUAAACUUGCCCCUUGCAUUCCUUUUAAUUCCUACUCCAUCUGCAGCCUUCCUAAUCCUAGACGACAUCCUUUACUGAAAACUAUAGUACGACAUGCGCCGAGGAUACAAGAUAGCACUAGUAAUACACUAAUUAAAUAUAUUUUAUUUUACCUAUUUAUAGCGGAUAAUCCCAUAAUCAAAAACAAAAAUGAGAACCGUUUUUAAUAACUACCGAUACAAUCGUUACAAGCAGUGCUUAUGAUAAAGAAUUAUUAACAAAUAAACACAGUUACUAUUCAGACAGGUCAAAGAACAACUGAACGAACUUUUUUGAAACAUACCAUAAUCUGUACAGUGUACAAAAACAUUCAGACUUUAAUAUUAUUGUGAUUUCAUGUUUGCUAUUGACUAGAUUCAGUGCUACUUUCGAGGAAAACAGUACGGUAGCUGUUGGUCAAAUUCCAUCUGACGAAAUGCGAAUUGAAUUUUCUGAGUCGUGAUCAAUGCUUUGCAUUCUAUCGUUGAUGUAGUCAUUAUAUCAACGAAGGAAAGUUAUUAUAGUAGGUAACUUUUUUAAUUUUUCGAUCGAUAUUGACAGUAAAAAUUCCUCACGCACUGAGUAUAUACUGUAUGCACUGAUAUAUGAAACACGAGACAUUUGGAAAAUUGUUUUUCAGGACCUGCACGCUUUCUUGUAUGGCCCCUUUCACCGCAUCGGAUAUGUGCAAAGCAGAAACGGCACUGAAAGGAGCUUUUUUACAUUUAAAGGAAUUACGAUAAAUACAAGUCUUAUUUUUUCUACCGGUUUUACCAGACCAUUUCUCAAGAGAUGAGUUGACGCCACCAAAAGAAAAGGCAAAACGUAGAACCAUUGUGAGGUAAAAGUGGUCCUAUAAAAUUAGGGUUAUUACAAGCACGUAAGAAUGUAGAGAAUAGGGACAAAAUACAGUUCAUUCUCUUAGGAAGACAAGUGAACGCUGAAGAGUAAACGUCAAGUGUAUAUAGAUUGAAACGAAAAAUUUAUUGUUAUCGAAAUUAUUAUAUGUAAAAUACAUGAGUAAUUCAGAAAUA